CUCUUGCGGCAAGAUCAAUUAUGGCGGAAUCUGAGCUAUAGCCUUCGCUAGGCUGUCCGCUGUCAAAUCGCAAUCUCUAUCGCAGACAGUCCUCCGCUGUCAAAGAAGAACCAGCCGGACGGUCGCAGAGAGCCCGUGCCCGGAGGAACCGCCGAGGCCGCCUCCUCAUUUCAAUUCGGCCCCCGAUCCAGACCCGUCGUCCGGGACUAUGCGAUAAUCGUGAUCGGCCAGAGACCUUUGAAAUGGUAAAUGCCCACGUUUCCAUUUCGACGGACCCGGUGACCGGCCACCUACCUCACUACUUCCACGAGCUGCCCUACGAAGAUGAAAAACGGCUCGAAAAACUUUUCAACUCCCUCGACCUCGAUGGCAACGGCAAGAUCGACAUACACGACCUCUCCGUCGCACUCCGGGAGUUCGGUGUCGAUCACAAAUAUGCCCAGUCAUUUUUGGAACGUGCAGAUGUUAAUAAAAGCAGUGAUAUUUCUUUGGCAGAGUUCAUUCACUAUGUCAAAGAACACGAAAAAAACCUUCGUCUGGGAUUUUCUCAUAUUGAUAAGAAUAGGGAUGGUAAAAUAGAUUUAGAAGAACUAAUAAAAGCGUUCCAGGAAUUGGGCGUUGAGGUCGAAGUAAAAGAAGCGAAGAAGUUACUUGAAAGAAUGGACACAGAUGGCAGUCUUGAAAUUAGCUUUAAUGAAUGGAGAGAUUUUCUUCUGUAUGCCCCUUACUCAAACAUACACGACCUCAUUCACUACUGGAGGCAUCAUGCGAGGCAGCCUCGGAUUCCGAUAUGUGACGCUUCAGCAAAGACGACAGACGAUUUUGUCAAGGAGCUACUAGUUCUGUUCCUCGACAUCGGGGAUCUUAUGACAGUCCCCGAAGACUAUACAGCCAAAGAGAUACAAACUGGUGUUUGGUGGAGGCAGCUGGUGGCAGGUGCUGUGGCUGGCGCAGUGUCAAGAACUUGUACAGCCCCUUUAGAUAGGAUAAAGACCUUCCUGCAAGUACAUGGUUCAAAGGGUUCAAUGACGAUGAAGUCAUGUUGGGUCCAUAUGCUUAAUGAAGGUGGUAUUAUGUCGCUCUGGAGGGGUAAUGGAAUCAAUGUAACAAAAAUAGCCCCCGAAAGUGCUCUGAAGUUUUUUUUCUAUGAGAAAAUCAAAGCUGUCAUUAGGAAAAAAAAUCAAAGAAAGGAGUUAGCCAUCCAGGAACGGUUUGUAGCAGGUUCACUAGCCGGAGCUCUUAGUCAGACUACGAUAUACCCUUUAGAAGUUUUGAAAACUAGGCUAGCAUUAAGGAACACGGGGGAGUAUUCUGGUGUGUAUGACGCACUGAAAAAAAUCAUCCAUCGGGAAGGAAUUAAGGCUUUUUACAAGGGUUAUGUGCCCAACAUUCUAGGAAUUUUACCAUAUGCCGGCAUCGAUCUUGCUGUUUACGAGACCCUUAAAAACGCAUAUAUUCUUCAAUUUGCAAAGAAGACUGAUCAACCUCCGAAUGCGUUAGUUCUUUUAAGUUGUGGCACUGCCUCUAGUACGUGCGGUCAGGCGUUCAGCUAUCCCUUGGCAUUAGUCAGGACUCGGUUGCAAGCACAAGGACCUGGAACGCAACCUGACACGAUGAUCACUAUGAUACAAGAAAUUCUAAAGAAGGACGGAUUUCUCGGAAUGUACAGAGGGAUAGGUGUAAAUUUUCUCAAAGUAGCCCCAUCGGUCGGAAUAAGUUAUAUAGUCUAUGAAAAAAUGCGAGUCGUCCUGGGGCUCGACAACAUGACAUAAACUGAAGGAGUGUUAAUUUUUUUGUAGAUCCACGAAGAUUCUGUGAUAUUUAAUAACUAGGAUAUUUAUCUGGUCUUAUGGUUUCACCCAUUAGGUCGUUUUAUUUGUAUAAUAACGCAAAAAUGUUCCUUCCUCGUGACAUGGACGUCGCGCAUCUGUAAAAUAUACUUUUAACAACAGUUUCAAUUAAUUUUAUGAUUUAAUUUUUUUUUUACAAUAGACAAAUUAUAUAAUUUAUAUUUUGUUUUGACCUUUGGAAUAUAUGUUCAUGACAACCGCAGAAGUAGCAAAAAACAUUUUUAGUAAUCAUAUUUUAAAUGAUGGUUUGAUAAAUAUCCAUCAACAACGAAGUAGAACUAGUUGUUGAACAUGUGAUGUCAUUUUAGUGAUUAUUAAAAAAAAAUUAUACAGACAAAGUAAUUUUACUUGCUACAACUGAGGUUUUUGUUUUUUAAAAUGAAAUUUAGAUAUAAUGAUUUUUUUUUCUUUUGUUUUGCAAAUAUAUGCAUAUUCAGACUAUGUCUGUUGGCUGUGGGCAAAUAUAUAUAAAAUAGCAACAGUUGUAAGGGUAAGCAUUCCAAAAAGAAAA
This is a messenger RNA of Cimex lectularius (bed bug), 2361 nucleotides long. It is a transcript of the gene SCaMC, whose product is annotated as calcium-binding mitochondrial carrier protein SCaMC-1-B. Gene Ontology annotation, molecular function: ATP transmembrane transporter activity; calcium ion binding. The record is from RefSeq and is a predicted model, not a curated record. The transcript has 10 exons. Gene Ontology annotation, biological process: transmembrane transport. Lineage: Eukaryota; Metazoa; Arthropoda; Insecta; Hemiptera; Cimicidae. Bases 243 to 1772 code for a protein of 509 amino acids.